ACAGCGACGGAGGAAGCCAAGCCGGCAGACGUCUGCUUCUCUUUUGUUCGUUUUUACCCUCGCUUCGCGUCGCGUCUUCCUUCUCCCUCCUCCGCAUCCGGCUGCUGCCCCUGAGCCUGCCCCCACCCCCUCGGCGCCCCCGCCGGAGCGCCGCCUCUACCCUUCGAUCCCGGUACGUCCUCUCCCCGAACCUCACCGCUCCGCCAGAUCCGGCCGCAGCGGAAGGAUCCGAUCGGGAAACACGCGGAUCACGCGCACAGACUGUCAGAAAGUUCAUUUCUCAUGUCGCUUCCGCUGCCGCCCGACUGCGCAGGUUCCACGAUGCAGCCGCCGAUGGGGAGCGAGAGGAGGACGCCGCCCGGCCGCCCUGUUUCAGCCUUCGUGCCGGGCGCCGCUGUCCCGCCUCCACCGUUUGCCGCCGGUGGCCCGUUCGCUCCGCCGCCGCGGCAGGGAGUGCCGCCUCCUCAGUCUGGUGCUGCGGCGCCUGCUUUCGGGGCUGCACCACCCGCCGCAAUGGGGGGUGGGUUCAGGGGUCCACCGCCGUCGCAGGGCCCCUACGGUGCGGGCACACUGCCCCACGGCCCUUUUGCUUCCGCGCCACCGCCUCAGGGCUCUUUCACCUCCGCGCCACCGUCUCAGGGCUCCUUUGCCUCCGCUCCACCGUCCCAGAGUCCCUUUACUUCCCCUCCACCGUCUCAGGGCCCCUUCGCUGCUGGACCACCGCCUACGGGCCCUUUUGCUGCUACACCAGCACCUUUUCGCCCUCCACCGUCAUCCCUUGCGCAGCCACAAUCUCCCACGGGAGGCGCUUUGCCUGCACCACCAACAUAUGCGAGGCCGCCACCGCCACUACAGUCACAAGGGUAUUACCCUGGUGCACCACCUGCGAACCCUCAAUACUCAAUGUCAAGGCCAGCAUUUCAACAACCAAUGCAGAAUAUGCCACCUCCUCCAAUGGGACCAGCUACCACAUUUGGUAAUCAGGCAGCUUAUCCAAGUGCCGGGCCUCCAGUCGGAGGCACACUUCAGAGCUUAGUGGAGGACUUCCAGUCACUGUCACUGAGCUCUACGCCUGGGUCACUUGACCCUGGUGUUGAUGUAAAAGGGCUGCCAAGGCCAUUGGAUGGUGACGAGGAACCAGUUAAGCUUAUGGAGGCAUACCCAUUGAAUUGCCACCCGAGGUACUUCCGUCUGACAACCCAUGCGAUUCCGGCAUCUCAGUCAUUGGUCUCCAGGUGGCAUUUGCCUCUUGGAGCUGUGGUGCACCCACUUGCAGAAUCACCUGAUGGGGAUGAAGUCCCAGUUAUCAACUUUGGGUCUGCCGGUGUCAUUCGCUGUCGAAGAUGCAGGACGUAUAUAAAUCCUUAUGCGACAUUUGCAGAUGCUGGAAGGAAAUGGCGCUGCAAUCUUUGCGCGUUGCUCAAUGACGUUCCUGGAGAGUACUUUUGUGGUCUUGAUGCUAGUGGCAGAAGGUACGAUACUGAUCAAAGACCUGAACUCUCUAAGGGAACUGUAGAGUUUGUUGCUCCAACAGAAUAUAUGGUGCGGCCACCGAUGCCGCCUUCCUAUUUCUUUAUUAUUGAUGUGUCUGUAUCCGCAGUACAGAGUGGAUUGCUUGAGGUUGUUGCAAAGACCAUCAAAUCAUGCCUUGAUGAACUUCCAGGCUUUCCACGAACACAGAUUGGAUUCUUAACCUUUGACAGCACCUUGCAUUUUCAUAACUUCAAGUCUUCUUUGUCACAGCCUCAAAUGAUGGUGGUUACUGAUUUGGAUGAUGUUUUUCUGCCAUUGCCUGAUGACCUCUUGGUUAAUUUGGUCGACUCAAGACAUGUUGUGGAAUCAUUUCUUGAUAGCUUGCCAAAUAUGUUUCAUGACAAUGUAAAUGUGGAGUCUGCUCUUGGUCCAGCACUUAAAGCAGCUUUCAUGGUUAUGAGUCAAAUUGGGGGGAAGUUGCUUGUCUUCCAGAGUACUUUGCCAUCUCUUGGUAUUGGUCGUUUGAGGUUACGAGGAGACGAUGUCCGUGCAUAUGGAACGGAUAAGGAGCAUACUCUGAGGGUACCAGAAGAUUCCUUCUACAAACAGAUGGCUGCUGAAUUCACAAAAUAUCAGAUUGCAGUGGACAUAUUUUCUUUCAGCGAUAAGUACUCAGAUAUAGCGUCUUUAGGAUCUUUGGCGAAGUAUACUGGUGGUCAGGUGUACCACUAUGCAUCAUUCCAGACACCUACACAUGGUGACAAACUUAAACUUGAGCUUAGUAGGGACCUUACACGAGAGACUGCAUGGGAAUCUGUUAUGCGUAUCAGAUGUGGAAAAGGAGUACGGUUCACAACCUAUCAUGGUCAUUUCAUGCUACGGUCCACAGACCUGUUAGCCCUUCCAGCUGUUGACUCUGAUAAAGCUUUUGCAAUGCAACUGUCGCUAGAGGAGACAUUAAUGACCACCCAGACUGUAUACUUCCAAGUGGCGUUGCUAUAUACAUCAUCCUCUGGUGAAAGGCGUAUCAGGGUCCACACAGCAGCUGCACCUGUGGUCACAGAUCUUAGUGAAAUGUAUCGUCAAGCAGAUACUGGUGCCAUUGUGUCAUUGUUGGGUAGAAUUGCGAUUGAAAAUUCACUGUCUGAUAAGCUGGACAGUGUCCGGCAGCAGUUACAGUUGAAGCUCGUUAAAAGUUUGAAGGAAUACCGCAAUUUAUAUGUUGUACAACACCGGAUAGGCGGGAGACUGAUUUUUCCCGAAUCUCUAAGGUUUUUGCCAUUGUACAUCCUGGCUAUCUGCAAAUCUCUUGCUCUUCGUGGAGGUUAUGCAGAUGUUUCUCUUGACGAACGAUGCGCUGCUGGUUUCUGCAUGAUGAUAUUGCCUGUAAAAAGGCUGCUCAAUUUUAUCUAUCCUUCUCUGUACAGAGUUGAUGAAGUACUCACAAUGGAACCAAACAAGGUUGAUGAUGUUUCAUUGAAGCGAUUGCCAUUAACGUUUCAGUGUUUAGAUACUGGAGGUUUGUACCUCCUUGAUGAUGGCUUCACUUUCCUAGUGUGGUUAGGUAGGAUGCUCCCGCCUGAACUUGUGAACAACAUUCUUGGAGUGAGCUUGGCAAACUUCCCUGACCUAUCAAAGAUUGUAUUGAGAGAGUGUGACAAUGAAUUGUCAAGAAAUUUCAUGAAAAUACUAAGAUCCCUGCGGGAGAAGGAUCCUUCCUAUCACCAGCUAUGCCGUGUGGUGCGACAGGGUGAACAGCCAAGAGAAGGCUAUCUGCUUCUAUCUAACCUUGUUGAGGACCAGAUGGCUGGAACAAGUAGUUACGUUGAUUGGAUACAGCAAAUUCACCGUCAAACGCAAAGCUAAUGACGAAGAACCAACAGGAAGUGAUGCUUGGAAUUUUUGCCUUAGUGUAAACUGCUGCAGGAUGUAGAUUCAGCUGCUGCCGGUUCCAAAUCAAUCUCGCAACCCCGUGGCAGAUCUUGUUCAGAAGCCAGCGGCCCAACAUGCCGGCUUGUAAGCAGCAUUUGUCUGGCAAAAAAAAUGCUGUUAAUAUCUGUCCAUGUGAUUAUUCUAUUUUUGCACAGUGAGAAUACAGCUGUUGUAUCGGAAUAAGUAGGCAACAAUACCGUGGGUAUUAUACAACUGGGUUCGUGUAGUGGCCUGUGCGUUUAUUAAUCGCGUUCUUUCCUCAUCUGGAUUCAGUUACUUGCCAUUUGGGUUAUAAAUAGUUCAUCGUGUAAACUAACUUUUUGGCUACUUUAGUCUGUUUGUAAUGGGAUAUCUCAUUUAAUUUAACUGACAUUCCAUUA
Molecule: messenger RNA, 3785 nt
Organism: Zea mays
Lineage: Eukaryota; Viridiplantae; Streptophyta; Magnoliopsida; Poales; Poaceae
Exons: 12
Coding region: 283-3339 (1018 amino acids)
Biological process (GO): COPII-coated vesicle cargo loading; intracellular protein transport; endoplasmic reticulum to Golgi vesicle-mediated transport
Cellular component (GO): endoplasmic reticulum exit site; COPII vesicle coat
Molecular function (GO): zinc ion binding; SNARE binding
Source: RefSeq, a predicted model, not a curated record